CUCAUCUUUUUUUAAAAGUAAAACAAUUGAUCAAAUCUUCCGAGCUUUGGAUUAGGCUGCGUGACAGGAAAUUUCCCUGCCUUCAACUUUUCAUGAAUCUCAUGAUGUCUUUUAUGAAAGAAAAAGCGCAUCAUCCUUGUGAAUAAUCAGCUAUAUGACAGUAGCAUCAACUCCUGUCAGGAGAGAAACAGUUGCCAAAUUGAAGGUUGCAAUCAAUGGAUUUGGACGCAUUGGCAGAAACUUCCUUUGGUGCUGGCAUGGCCGGAAAGACUCACCCCUUGACGUGGUUGUUGUUAAUGAUAGCGGUGGUGUAAAAAAUGCUUCACACUUGUUGAAAUGCGAUUCAAUGCUUGGAACUUUCAAAGCAGAAGUCAAAAUUGUGGAUGAUACCACCAUUAGCUUUGAUGGCAAGCCAGUCAAGGUUGUCUCUAACAGGGACCCUCUCAAGCUUCCAUGGGCUGAUCUUGGCAUUGAUAUAGUCACUGAGGGAACAAGAGUUUUCGUGGAUGGCCCUGGACCUGGGAAGCACAUUCAAGCUGGUGCUAAGAAGGUUAUCAUCACUGCUCUAGCAAAAGGUGCACCUUUUCUUUUGUGUGACAUAUGCUACAAUGCCAAAGGAACUUCUUUUUCGAAGGUGGUGGCUGCUCAGCUUACUCCUAAGACAGUAGCAUCAACUCCAGUCAGGAGAGAAACGGUUGCCAAAUUGAAGGUUGCAAUCAAUGGAUUUGGAUGCAUUGGCAGGAACUUCCUUCGGUGCUGGUAUGGCCGGAAAGACUCACCCCUUGAUGUGGUUGUUGUUAAUGACAGUGGUGGUGUCAAGAAUGCUUCACAUUUGUUGAAAUACGAUUCAAUGCUUGGAACUUUCAAAGCAGAAGUCAAAAUUGUGGAUGAUACAACCAUUAGUGUUGACCGCAAGCCAAUUAAGGUUGUCUCUAACAGGGAUCCUCUCAAGCUUCCGUGGGCUAAUCAUGGCAUUGACAUUGUCAUUGAGGGAACAGGAGUUUUUGUGGAUGGCCCUAGAGCUGGGAAGCACAUUCAAGCUGGUGCUAAGAAAGUUAUCAUCACUGCUCCACCAAAAGGUGCAGACGUUCCAACUUAUGUUGUUGGAGUCAACGAAGGUGACUACUCUCAUGAGGUCUCAAACAUCAUAAGUAAUGCCUCUUGCACCACAAAUUGUUCGGCCUCUUUUGUGAAAGUCAUGGAUGAAGAAUUGGGUUUGAAACUGAUGUGCAAGAAUUGUCAUGGGACAAUGACAACCACCCAUUCAUAUACUGGAGAUCAGAGACUCUUGGACCCUUCAUACCGUGACUUAAGGAGAUCUAGGGCUGCAGCAUUGAACAUAGUCCCAACAAGUACCGGUGCAGUCAAGGCCAUCUCUCUUGUGCUACCACAGCUCAAGGGCAAGCUCAAUCGUAUUGCACUCCGUGUGCCAACUCCAAAUGUUUCAGUUAUUGACCUUGUUGUGAAUGUUGAGAAGAAGGGGAUUACAGCUGAGGAUGUCAAUGUUGCAUUUAGAAAGGCAACUGAGGGACCAUUGAAGGGCAUAUUGGCCGUCUGUGAUGUUCCUCUCGUGUCAGUGGACGUCAGAUGUAGCGAUGUUUCUUCUACCAUUGACUCUUCACUAACCAUGGUUAUGGGAGAUGACAUGGUUAAGGUGGUGGCCUGGUAUGACAAUGAAUGGGGAUACAGCCAAAGGGUUGUUGAUUUGGCACAUCUUGUGGCAAGCAAGUGGCCUGGAAUGCCUACUACAGGAAGUGGUGAUCCCUUGGAGGACUUCUACGAGACAAACCCUGCUGAUGAAGAAUGCAAAGUUUAUGAAGCUUAGAUCAUUCCAGUUUUCAUGUCACUAUGUCAAGAUGAAUGCUAUAAUGACCAGGUUUUCGCAGAUGCUUAUUUUGUAAUGACAGUUGAUUCAUCAUGAACAGAAUAAUCUUUUGAAAUAGCCAAUGCAAUUAAUGAGAUUGCUUCUA
Molecule: messenger RNA, 1970 nt
Organism: Rubroshorea leprosula
Lineage: Eukaryota; Viridiplantae; Streptophyta; Magnoliopsida; Malvales; Dipterocarpaceae
Source: the annotation of a GenBank genome assembly